AUGACGAGCUCCCUAGUAAACCCCAAUAACGAUGGGAACAAGAGUUCACUCUCUUUAUCUUCAAUGAGAAGCAAGCUUCAAAGAACAAAACAACGAAUAACUUCAAUACCAAAGGUCACCACUUCUCCAAGAAAGAAAGCUAGUAGCACGAGUAGCAGUGGUAGCAACAGCAGUAAUGGAAAUGUCAGCAACGAUAAUCAACACAAUCAUGGUAAUAAUAAUAGUAAUAACAGAGAAGAGAUGUUAGUGGACGACUUUGCUCUUCGAUACGAAUCAUUCAGUGACGAAGAUCCGUCAACGAGUCCAAGACAUGCAAAGUCGACUUCGGUAGACACGUCUAGGUCAAGAUCCAAAUCACUUUCCAGGUCUGUAUCGAUAUCCUCAUCGAGUUCAAUACUAGUUUUUUCAAAAUCGAAGGUGGUUAGUCCUCAUGAGUCAGUAGUAAAUGAGACCGCAAAGUUGUCUUCGUCUGUCGUUGAAGGCAUAUCUCAGGAUCCUUUGGUGAAGGAUUCCUUACUACCGCCUAUACCUAUGGACAAACCUUCCAAUCAUGAAGAACUUCAUCCUACGUUACCGACAAGUGUGAUUCGUGGCAAUGGACUUUUGCCCCCUCAUACUUGCUCUAGGGAUCAUCUAAGCCAGCAUCACUUGAGUGACUCAAGUACUGCGACUAUGUCCAGUGUAUCCACGAUGAAUGAAAAUCUACAACUUCAAUCAUCACCAGCCAUACAAAAUUUUAGCAUUCAGACGAAUCAUAAAUCCUCCUCCAUUUCCAGUGCCUCUUCUGUGUUGGCAAAACCAAAAAUCGAAGACGUCCUGGCUUCGGAGGACGCAUUAGCCACUGCGAUACUGAAGCAAGUGAAUAAUGGAGAAAGCUGGGAAUUAUGA
Messenger RNA from Komagataella phaffii GS115, 888 nucleotides. RefSeq lists its product as uncharacterized. Bases 1 to 888 code for a protein of 295 amino acids. The record is from RefSeq and is a predicted model, not a curated record. NCBI's taxonomy places the organism in Eukaryota, Fungi, Ascomycota, Pichiomycetes, Pichiales, Pichiaceae. The transcript has a single exon.